ACUGCGCAAUGGCUACAGAGACAUCUGCUACCGCAAACACUCGUCUUCAAAUGGAUUAUGAGACCAAGAUUUUCCCCCACACCGGCGGCUAUGGACGCUAUAACCGAAUCGUGGUCGUUUUUAGCUGGUUCCCCAACUUCGCGGUCAUGCUGAAUCUAUUCUGCGACGUUUUUUACACUCUGAUCCCGGACUCGUACCACUGCAGACCCGACCCGCAGCUUCUGCCCUCCACUUUCCUCCUCAGUAACUUCACCAGACAGGGAUACCUCAACCUCACCAUCCCCUGGGUGAACGGCAGCGGCCUCAGCCACUGUGAACUCUUCAAGUAUCCACCCAACGCCUCGGACUUUUCCGAAAAUGUGCCCAGGGAGAGGGUUCCCUGCACCAAAGGGUGGGAGUACGCCCAUUUAGUGGGUCUCCGGAGCAACUUUGUCACUGAGUGGAACCUGGUUUGCAGUGACUACUGGAAAAUCCCUUUGCAGCAUAUCUGCUUCAUGACAGGAUGGAUCAUGGGAUACGUCUUCCUUGGUACACUGUGCGACUGGUUGGGUCGUCGGCGAGGUUUCCUCCUCUCCAUCGGUCUGUCCAGUCUGUUUGGGGUUGCUGUGUGUUUGUCCAGCAGCGCUAUUGUGUUUCUGCUGCUGCGUCUCUCUCAAGGCGCCAUGCUCGCCGGGGUGUUUGUGUCCUCGUACAUCGCCAGGUUGGAGCUGUGUGACCCUCCUCAUCGUCUCAUGGUUGCCAUGAUCAGCGGCUUCUUUGCCGUGUUUGCAGAGCUGGUGUUGCCGGGCGUCGCUGCUCUGUGCCGUGAUUGGCCCGUUCUCCAGGCUGUGGCCACUUUGCCUCUGCUCCUGCUGCUUUCCUAUUGGUGCUGUGCAUCACUGUUUCCUGAAUCUCCUCGCUGGCUGCUGGCCACAGCCCAGAUCCCUCAGGCAAAGAGGAGCCUCCAGGAAUUCUCCACCAGGAACGGCGCGUGUCUGCAAGAUGAAAUCUACCCUGGCGAAACACUGCUGUCAGAGAUAGAUUCAGCAUACGGAGAAGACAGUCGACCGAGGUACCAUUCGGUUCUGGAGCUGCGUCGGACUCGUACUAUCUGGAAGAACUGCCUCAUCCUCAGCUUCACUCUGUUCAUUGGAACAGGCAUCCAGUACUGUUUCACCAGAAACCUGCACGGUUAUUCCUCCAACUUCUACUUCAGCUACUUUCUCAGAGUGAUAACAGGAGCACUGGCCUGCAUCUUCAUCUGUCUGUCUGUCAGUCACUUUGGUCGUCGUGGUAUUCUCCUGCUCUCGGCCAUCAUCACUGGACUGUCGUCGCUGCUGCUGCUGGCCCUCACUCAGUACCUGCGUGGUGGCCUGGUGUUGGUGCUCUCAGUCGUGGGUCUGCUGUUUUCUCAGGCUCUCGCCAUGCUCAGCGUGUUCUUUGCCUGUGAGGUGAUGCCAACUGUAGUUCGCGGGGGUUGCCUCGGCCUGGUGCUGGCAGCGGGUUGUGUUGGCAUGGCCGCCUCCUCCCUGAUGGAGCUCCAGAACAACAGUGGCUACUUCCUCCACCAUGUCAUCUUCGCCUCCUUCGCCGUCCUCUCCGUUCUCUGCAUAAUGCUGCUACCUGAAAGCAAACGCAAGCCGCUCCCAGACUCCCUGAAGGAGGGCGAGAGCCAGCGACGACCGCCUCUCUUCAUGUCCCGGCCUGAUAGGGACAACCUGCCUUUACUGUGCACCCGGCCCCCUUUGUCGGAGUACAACCCUGAUAACUAUUCCCGCUUGGUUUCUGCCACUAGGAGGAUGUUGACUAAAGAUAAUUUGCCUUAUAGGAUCGCUGUGCCAGCUCAUUCCCCUCUGCUGUCUGACAGUGAAACGCAGGGACAAGAGAAUGAGACUCUGAGAGAUGUGGUAUCUUAAGAACCUCCUCAUCCUCCUCUGUACAGACUUGGAUUAUCCCUCUUCCUCCUUCUCUGAGUCACCAGCUAUUCAUGAGUCAGCUGAAGAACUGGCCUCAGCUUGGAUGAUGUGCAAUGUCUGUCAAUUUUUAGCAAUUUAUUAUUGUCUUCCUGUUACAUUUUACACUUGAAGCCAUUAUUGUGCAGUGGCAUUUUCUCAGUUGAAUUCAAGUAAUGCAUUGAAAAACAGUAGUUUUUCAAUGCAUUACCUGUGUUUUUUUGUUUUUUUGGGGGGGUCAUCCAAACAAAAGUCCCCUUUGAACUGUGACAGUACAUGUUAGGUCUGUUUGUGUGGUAAAUUCCCCAGAAUUUACCACACUCCUGAUACCUUUGGCCAGUCCGGUUGAGGUCACAUUGCUCAUCUGUGUGGAGGCAUUCAGACCAAAUUCGUAGACACUAGUUUCACUAGAGAAGCUCGCUCAGUCGUGCAGCUUCUGGUGAUCAUGUGAGCAGCAGCCCUUUGUCCAUUUAUCAGUAACUCAUGCACUUUUCAUUAAGUCUGUACUUCUGAUUCACCAGCAGUGUCUCAGUGCUGAGAGGAGCCCACGGAGCACCGGGACGCACAAUGCUGCUUCAUGCUGUUGUGGAAGUCUUGUGUUAUACUUAUGAAGCACAGAAGAGGGCGCUAAAUGAUGCACUGGUCACUGAAUUAAGGAAACACUGUGUGUGGUGAUCUGUGUGGAAACUUAACACCAGGUACAAAGAAGAUGACGGUGAAUUCUGUGUGUGGCUGAAGAGUUUGUCUACUCUAUAAACCACUUAGUUAGGUUACCAACCACUAUUUAACAAGGUGCUAUUUUUUUUACAAUGUAGUUUUCUCUUCAAAUGCUGAUGAGAACCUACAAACCACUGUAGCUGGCAGACAGAGAGUGGAUCCCUUCUCUGCCUUGUGAUCAUGAUUUGUGUCCUUGGGAGUCAUAUUGGUUAAACAUGACACACCAAAACACUUUCAAUGCUUCAGAAUUUAAUAGAAUCAACCUUAAACGAAGGGCAUUUGAUAUUUUCACAGGAUCUGCCUUAAAUUUGAGUAUGUAUUUAAUGUAUUUAAUGUUAACAUACAAGGUGUCCUAACUUUUUAAUGCCUUCACAUCUUGUAAAGUGAAUGUAAUUGCUUCAGCACUGUUACUUAAAGGAUGAGGAACUCUUCAAGGCUGCCUUUUGUGUGUGUUUAAUGUGAUAAACAUUACUUGAUCAGCCUAAAAAUAAUGAUUAAGUGAAAACCUUAGGAACUGAGCCCUGUUAACUUAUUUUUAUCACAUUAACUUUUCCUACCCCAAAGUGCAGCAACUUAUCUGUAAAUUUAUUUCCAAGCAUGAAAAUCAACAAAAAAGGAGUUAAAAAGCUUCAGUGAUGUUUCAUGUCUUAGAUGUAUUACCCUCUCAGAACACUAGAUGGAACACUUUUCCCAGAAAUAUAGAUAUGCUGGGCAUACUGCCAUCAAGGACUUUUUUUGUGUCUCUGUUCUUUCAGAUUACAUUUACUUGACUUUGUCUCUGUGUUCUGGUCGUCACACAUUCUUUUGGACAGUUUCAUGGUCGUGGAUAAAACAGCUAGAUGAGGUGAAACUUUGACUGAGGUCUAAAUGAGCUAGAUUUAACCUGACAUGAUCUUUCUUGCAGUACAGAAUUUUUGUAUAAUAGAAUUAUAGGAACAAGCUGUUAAACACACUUUAAACCUUCAGCGUUUCUGUCAGCACAGAGAGGAUAUGAAAUAAAACUUGACAUUUAAAACAGAGACUUUCAGAAUUUAGAACUGUUCAUGGACAAAGUAUUGACUUGCAUUCAAUUAGUUGCACUGAUAAGCAGCUUAUAAAGCUGUUAAUGUAAUGAGAGUCUGAAGAGCCAGUGCGAGCAGCAGGGCCAGUGUACUGAGUGAAUGGACGGCUCCAGCGUUGGGAUACCCGUAGUGUGUCCUGCAUGAGUUCUUGACCUCCUCAUAUGGAAUAGGAACAUCAUCUGGACUCGUGCCGCUCAGACUGUGACCGACCUGACAGACAAAGAGAAGACUGUCAUGCAACAAACAGAAUAGCACUGUGACAGGUGUGUGUUCUCUCACAGUGUCCACCUGCUACCAAAGCACCAAGACCUCAGUUAUAAAAAAGAUCCAUUUUGAAAGCUUUUUAUCAUCCAAUGCAUAGAAAUCAUUUGAGUAUUUUAAUUCACCUCUGAAAGAAAAAAGAAAAAAAAUGAUCAUUUACUGAAAAGUGAGCUAGUCAUGCCAUUCAUUGUUAUUUCCAGGCGAUGCCAGGCUACACAAAAAUGUCAUUAUUUUUGUACUAUUUUAGAUGUUCUGGGACAAAGAGAAAAAAACACUUUACAAAGUUUGAAAUUAUUUGGAUUGUAUGGAUGGAUAGAGGAGAAUAUCACAAUUUCAAAGAUUCAAUACCCAUGUUGGGACAUUUUUCUUUACAUUUUUGUAAAUUUGCUCCAUGGAAAGCUGCUUUAGCAAACUACGAGUAGUAAUUCCCAUUUGCACUGUAACCAUGGACUUAUAGAUGUACACCAGAUUACUUUUUAGACUGAAAAAAUACCUAAUAAAAAGAUUACUAAAUAUGA
Molecule: messenger RNA, 4488 nt
Organism: Toxotes jaculatrix (banded archerfish)
Lineage: Eukaryota; Metazoa; Chordata; Actinopteri; Toxotidae
Gene: slc22a31
Product: solute carrier family 22 member 31
Exons: 9
Coding region: 9-1895 (628 amino acids)
Biological process (GO): transmembrane transport
Cellular component (GO): membrane
Molecular function (GO): transmembrane transporter activity
Source: RefSeq, a predicted model, not a curated record